AUGGAAUAGGCAGAAGGGUGGUUAAGAGGCGUUGCGUGGUGGCUGAUCCGUGUCUAUCAUGGUUGAAUACGAAUCCAAGGGGCGCCAAUAGAACUGGUGGAAACCUGAAGAUAUCGCUUGGAGGAAGCGAUUGAAACCUGUUUCUGGCCGGGUCCUGGGGCUGUGGGGGAUAGGCGGGACUGUAUUGGAAUUUACAGAGAAAAAUACCUGACAGAACACCCAAUGCUCAAGAGAUCCUGGUACUCUGCGUGGAUUAAUUUCGCCCAGCAGUUACCUGCUCCCCCCAGGAGGAGGCAUCACCAUAUUCUCUGCUUGACAUCUGCUUGAAUUACCUUACCUCUGACCUAGAGAAAUUUUGUACAGAAAGGCAUGAUGGGACGUUGUGUUUGCAAGAGCCUGGAAUAUUUCCACAAGAAGUGGCUGACCGAUUGCUGCGGACGAUGGCAUUUCACGGACUGCUGAAUGAAGCUACUGUGGGCAUUUUUCGAGGCAACCAGAUGCGUUUGAAAAGAGCUUGUAUCCGGAAAGCAAAAAUCUCUGCUGUGGCUUUUCGGAAAGCAUUCUGCCACCAUAAGCUGGUGGAGCUUGAUGCCACCGGAGUGAAUGCAGACAUUACAAUCACAGAUAUCAUCAGCGGACUUGGCAGCAAUAAAUGGAUCCAGCAAAACCUCCAAUGCCUUGUGCUGAAUUCACUAACUCUUUCAUUGGAAGACCCCUAUGAAAGGUGCUUCAGUCAGUUGACUGGUCUUCGUGCUUUGAGCAUUACUAAUGUUCUGUUUUACAAUGAAGACCUAGCUGACGUGGCUUCGCUUCCAAGAUUAGAAAGCUUGGAUAUAUCCAACACCUCAGUUACUGACAUAACUGCACUCCUUGCCUGCAAAGAUCGCCUCAAGUCUCUUACCAUGCACCACCUGAAAUGCUUGAAAAUGACCACCACUCAGAUUUUGGAUGUCAUACGAGAGUUAAAAUUCCUAAAUCAUCUUGAUAUUUCAGAUGAUAAGCAGUUCACAUCUGAUAUUGCACUUCGUUUGUUAGAACAGAAGGACAUCUUGCCCAAUCUUGUUUCUUUGGACAUUUCGGGGAGGAAGCAUGUUACUGAUGAAGCUGUGGAAGCAUUUGUUAAACAGCGGCCCUCAAUGCAGUUUGUGGGGCUGCUAGCUACUGAUGCUGGUUACUCAUUAUUCCUCACCGGAGAAGGAAACUUAAAGGUAUCUGGAGAAGCGAAUGAAACUCAGAUUUCUGAAGCUCUAAAGCGUUACAGUGAGCGAGCUUUCUUUGUGAGGGAGGCACUCUUUCAUCUCUUCAGCCUUACACAUAUUAUGGAAAAAACCAAGCCAGAAAUUCUAAAGCUGGUAGUUAUUGGGAUGAGAAAUCACCCUUUGAACUUGCCAGUGCAAUUAGCAGCGAGUGCCUGUGUGUUUAACCUGACAAAGCAAGAUUUAGCUGCAGGCAUGCCUGUUAGGCUACUGGCAGAUGUCACUCACUUGCUCCUUAAGGCCAUGGAACAUUUUCCCAAUCACCAACAGCUCCAAAAGAACUGCCUUCUGUCGUUGUGCAGUGACAGAAUCCUUCAGGAUGUUCCAUUUAACAGGUUUGAAGCAGCCAAGCUUGUCAUGCAGUGGCUGUGUAACCAUGAAGAUCAGAAUAUGCAGAGGAUGGCAGUGGCUAUCAUCUCCAUUCUUGCUGCAAAGCUUUCAACAGAACAAACAGCUCAACUUGGUGCAGAGCUCUUCAUUGUUAGGCAACUACUGCAAAUUGUGAAGCAAAAAACAAAUCAGAAUGUAGUGGAUACUACUCUCAAGUUUACACUGAGUGCACUUUGGAAUCUCACUGAUGAGUCCCCAACCACAUGUCGGCACUUUAUUGAAAACCAAGGGCUGGAACUUUUCAUGAAAGUCUUGGAGUCUUUUCCAACAGAAUCGUCUAUCCAACAGAAAGUUCUUGGCCUUCUGAACAACAUAGCAGAAGUUAAAGAGCUCCAUUCAGAGCUGAUGUGGAAAGACUUCAUAGAUCACAUCAGCAAACUGUUGCACAGUGUUGAGGUGGAGGUCAGUUAUUUUGCAGCUGGGAUUAUUGCUCACUUGAUAUCAAGAGGAGAACAAGCCUGGACGUUGAGUCGCAACCAGAGAACCUCUCUCCUAGAACAACUGCAUUCUGCCAUUCUGAAUUGGCCUACACCAGAAUGUGAAAUGGUGGCUUAUAGGUCAUUCAACCCUUUUUUCCCUUUACUGGGAUGCUUCAUGACCCCUGGUGUACAGCUAUGGGCAGUCUGGGCCAUGCAGCAUGUCUGCAGCAAAAACCCGGCAAGGUACUGCAGCAUGUUAAUUGAUGAAGGUGGAUUGCAUCACUUGUAUAACAUCAAGGAAAACAGCCAGACUGAUCCAGAUGUUCAGCGAAUUGCUGUCUCUAUCUUAGAUAGUUUAGAAAAACAUAUUUUGCGGCAUGGGAGGCCACCUCCUUGUUAAAGCUUGUCAGACACUAAGCCAAAUUAAAAGAAAAAUAACAGGGAAUAGGCAUGUAAAUUAUCCUCUAAUAAUCCCUUAUGAAGUAUCUCUAGUUGGAAUAACUUCUGUUACAGUGAUCACCAUUAAAGCUCUUUGCCAACAGUUGUGGAAACAGGUACAGCUCAUGGCUGGCAAAUGUUGCCUUUAAUGGUCUCUGCAGUUAAGGGUUUUCAUGAGGAUCUAGGACAUAUUCCUAAACUGGUCAUGUCUAUAGGAUCACCGCUGGCUGUGAAAAAGUGGAGAUUGUACAGUUCAAAUGCACAUCCAAAAUGAAACCUCUAUGAAUUUGUGAGUUCAGGUCCCAAAAGUCGUUCCUGCUUGCUUCAUUCCUUCAGAAUAGUUGUGUUUAAAUAGAGCUGUUCACCAACUCAGUAUUUGACUAGAACUUGUAAAGUCAACACUUUCCAGCUUCAAACAAUGUCAUUUGUCCACACAUUAAAACACAAUAUCUUAUGAGUAAGGUGACCAGGGAUUUUUUCCCUCCAGGGACCUUUGGAAACCCAUAUGGAGGCUUCAGCUUCAUUUCAUGUUUCAAAUACUUUCCCCCCACAGGGGCACCUGAGUUUUGAAUCAACAGUUUAUUUACCCCAAUAUACUAUGAUGAGAAUCUGCUUAUAGGAAGUAACAUAGGUUCUGUUUUAAGGGAGCCACAGGCAUAGGAGGGAAAUUGCAAUUAAGUAAGAAAGAAAAACUCUGCUAUUACACUUGAUUAAACAAAAGUGUAUGUUUAACAGAAGAGUAGGAAAACUGAAGCUCUCCACCAAAAGGUUUGCUAAAGUGAGAAGAACUUCCUCACCCUAUGGGAUUGUACGAGACCAAGGAUAUCUAAUCAACUUAUUUAUGACAGACUAUUAAUUGCUUUGCUGUUUCUCGUAAAUACUUUGUCAGUAUUUGUGCAGUGAACUUUAUGUGCAAGGCACCACCAUACAAAAUCUCAUCCAACAUCCCAUGUAAAGUCUGGUGUAAAUUACAUUGUUGUGUGGAGUAUUAAAGUUUUACAUAAAACUUUCCAUGGUUUAAAAGUG
This is a messenger RNA of Hemicordylus capensis (graceful crag lizard), 3529 nucleotides long. RefSeq names its product zyg-11 family member B, cell cycle regulator (gene ZYG11B). Lineage: Eukaryota; Metazoa; Chordata; Lepidosauria; Squamata; Cordylidae. Gene Ontology annotation, molecular function: protein binding. Gene Ontology annotation, cellular component: Cul2-RING ubiquitin ligase complex. The record is from RefSeq and is a predicted model, not a curated record. The transcript has 14 exons. Bases 441 to 2465 code for a protein of 674 amino acids.